Molecule: messenger RNA, 1212 nt
Organism: Caenorhabditis remanei
Lineage: Eukaryota; Metazoa; Nematoda; Chromadorea; Rhabditida; Rhabditidae
Exons: 4
Coding region: 1-1212 (403 amino acids)
Biological process (GO): regulation of DNA-templated transcription
Molecular function (GO): DNA-binding transcription factor activity
Source: RefSeq, a predicted model, not a curated record
AUGACUCGUGAAAUAACAAAUAUUUUUAAAUGGUUUACAGUUCACUUCACCUUCCAUUGCAAUCAUCUAUUCUCGUUCAGCUCGUCACACCAGUCCGAUAGAGUUGUGGGCACUAGCGAUAGAAUUUGUUGCAAACGAGUGCGAGUAGCGAGCCCCUGUGUAUGGUACUUAACCAAUCUUUCUCGAGUUGCACCAGAUAUGGCUCACCAUACGACACAGUCUAAUGUUCUUCAAAGGAAUAUAGCCGUGGACAAUGCGGCACCAAAUAGAGAUUUCGAUCAGCAAAAAAUAAUAAACAUGGAUGAUCCUCAUAUUAAUGAUAUUCGAAUGAAUGAUGAUCCGUUCCAGGGACAGGCGUAUCCAGUUUGGAAUCAACACCAACAGAACAUGCAGAUGGAAAAUCUGAACAUUGAUCAACACUAUGUUUCAAGAGGUCGGUCUUUUCAAGACAUAUCUUACGAGCAUGCUCAUAUGGCCAGGGAUCUGAAAUAUUCCGAAAUGCCGAUCGGUUACGAUCUAUUGCAAGAUCAAAUGAUCCCUAAUGUAUACUCCAACGAUCAAUACAGCGAUCACAAUACCUUUCAAUCACUAAACUCCAGCCACGAUUUCAAUAAUCGUUCGAGUUCUGAAGAUGGAAGUUUUGAUGAGAUAGUUCAAGAAAAGGCGAAGAAUUCGUAUGAGCAGCAUUUGAGUGGAAUGCUUUCCGAAGAGCCGGUGUCUUCUUCUCCACAACAAGAUUCGGAUGAGGACUAUGAACCAGAGCAGAAACAAGAUCUGUCGCAGGAGAAAAUAAGAAGAAGCGAUAUCAAAACUCGAACAUCAAAACGAGUCAGAGUAGCCGACCCUGAUUACAACGAGGACUCAGAUGAAGAUGACGAAGAAGAGGAGGACAUAAAGCCAGACAAAAAGGAACUUCGGAAACAAAUGCAACGAAGCAAUUGGAAACCGCAAACAAUAGCUCGCCCCUACUCUCUCAAGAAAGCAAAGGACAGAGAGGAUCCACUCUAUCAGCUGCGUCGCGCUAAAAACAAUGAUUCAGUUAGAAAGAGCCGCAAUAAGAAAAAGGAGGAGGAACUCGCAAGAGAAGAAAAAUAUGAACAAAUCGAAGUCGAAAAUUUCGAACUGAAGAGACGUGUGGCAGAAUUGGAGAAAAAACUUGAAAACUGUCAUUGUCAGAAAGAAACGGCACGUAAACCAGGAAAACGAUGCUGA